Messenger RNA from Neltuma alba, 3357 nucleotides. RefSeq names its product protein argonaute 7-like. NCBI's taxonomy places the organism in Eukaryota, Viridiplantae, Streptophyta, Magnoliopsida, Fabales, Fabaceae. Gene Ontology annotation, molecular function: RNA binding; protein binding. The record is from RefSeq and is a predicted model, not a curated record.
UAUACGGAGACAGAUUGCCAUUUGCGACGUUCAUAAAGUAACUGUAGUAUCUGUCGUUACAUCGAAGUUAUAUUGAAUAAACCAGAACGACCCGCCUUCUCUGUGAAUCAAAUCAUGGAAGAGACAGAGGAGUCCAAUGGCAAGAAGAAAUCCACAGCUCAAAGAAGAAGGAGCUUGAGGGUAGGAGCGAACUCUGAUGAGCAUUAUUAUCAGAAUAAUCAGUUUGGUGGGCUGUGUAACCAGAAUAAGUAUCAGAGGUACUGUCCGGCUCUUCUCUCUGCCUUCUAUUUGCCUCUGCAACUAGCUCUGGCGCCACCGUUCCCUCAAAACCAAGCCAUCAAAUCCCAAACCCAUUUCAAGAAAUAUCCAUGCAAACUCAAUAACAAUUCUCCCUUGGCUGCCUCCUCAGACAACAAGAAGGUCUCAGAAGAACCCACUGUUUCUCCCGCUCGGGUGGGGCUUCAACUUCAAGCUAAAGCGAAGACAUCGCUUAAAGGGGAUGAAGGGAAGAAAUUUAUUCCUGCGAGAAAACCACAGACAUUGAUUGCUGCAAAAAGACCAGACUCUGGUGGCAAAGAAGGUUCUGUGAUCUCUCUUCUCGCCAACCACUUCCUCGUGCAAUUCGAUUCAUCACAAAAAAUAUACCAUUACAACGUUGAAAUCACUCCUAAUGCCUCCAAGGAAGUUGCCAGAGAAAUCAAACAGAAAUUGAUUAACAACAAUUCUGUGGGUUUUUCUGGUGCUGUGCCUGCAUAUGAUGGGAGGAAGAAUCUCUACAGCUCCGUGGAAUUCCAAAAUGAUAAGCUUGAGUUCUACAUAAGCCUUCCAAUCCACUCUAGCAAAUCGGCAUUGCCUUAUGAAGAAAUCCAUGACUUGAAAGAGAAGAAAGAACAGCUUAAACUGUUUAGGAUAAAUAUCAAAUUAGUUUCUAAGAUCAACGGGAUGGAGUUGAGUAACUACUUGAGCAAAGAGGGAGAUGAUUGGGUUCCACUUCCACAGGACUAUCUUCAUGCUUUGGAUGUAGUUUUGAGGGAGAGCCCGACUGAGAAGUGUGUACCUGUUGGUAGAUCAUUUUAUUCCAGUUCAAUGGGAAAAAGCAGAGAGAUUGGAGGAGGAGCUGUUGGAUUCAGAGGGUUCUUUCAGAGUCUUAGACCAACACAACAAGGACUAGCCCUCAAUGUAGAUUUCUCUGUGACUGCUUUCCAUGAGAGCAUAGGAGUUAUUCCAUACCUGCAGAAGCGUCUGGAGUUUCUUCGAGAUCUUUCUCAAAGGAAGACAACGAGUUUAACUGGUGAAGAAAGGAAGGAAGUGGAGAAGGCAUUGAAGAAUAUCAGGGUCUUUGUUUGCCACAGAGAAACUGUACAGAGAUACCGAGUCUGUGGCUUAACUGAAGAAGCUACAGAAAAUCUUUGGUUUGCUGACAGGGAUGGAAAGAAUUUACGACUUGUGAGUUACUUUAAAGAUCACUAUAACUAUGACAUUCAAUUCAGAAAAUUGCCGUGCCUGCAAAUUAGUAGGAGUAAACCAUGUUAUCUACCUAUGGAGCUUUGUGUGAUCUGUGAAGGUCAGAAAUUUCUUGGCAAGCUGUCUGAUGAUCAAACAGCAAAGAUACUGAAGAUGGGCUGCCAAAGACCACGAGAACGGAAAGCCAUCAUCGAAGGAGUCAUGAGAGGGAAUGUAGGGCCUACCAGUGGCAACCAGGAAGGAGAAUUUAAACUCAAAGUGUCUCGCGAAAUGACAAGGCUGACUGGGAGAAUUCUUCACCCUCCCAAGCUAAAGCUAGGAGAUGGAGGUCGAGUUAGAAAUCUAUUUCCUUCACGUCAUGACCGCCAGUGGAACCUUCUUGAUGGCCAUGUCUUUGAAGGAACUAAAAUUGAAAGGUGGGCACUAAUAAGUUUUGGUGGCACACCUGAGCAGAAGUCUAAUAUCCCUAGAUUCAUAAACCAGCUAUCUCAAAGGUGUGAACAAUUGGGAAUUUUCCUUAACAAGAAUACAAUCAUUAGUCCUCAGUUUGGCAGCCAGGUGCUUAACAAUGUUAACGUUUUGGAAUCUAAGCUCAAGAAAAUCCAGAGAGCUGCCUCAAACAAUCUCCAGCUGCUUAUUUGCAUAAUGGAGAAAAAACACAAAGGGUACGCAGACCUGAAACGAAUUGCUGAGACUAGUGUUGGGGUUGUAAGCCAAUGCUGCUUGUAUCCAAAUCUCAUCAAGCUAAGUUCACAGUUUUUGGCUAAUUUGGCCUUAAAAAUUAAUGCCAAGGUUGGUGGAUGCACAGUUGCUCUUUACAAUUCACUUCCUUCUCAAAUCCCAAGACUAUUUCAGUUUGAUGAGCCAGCCAUUUUUAUGGGCGCUGAUGUAACACAUCCUCAUCCACUUGACGAUUUCAAUCCAUCUAUUGCUGCUGUUGUUGGCAGCAUGAAUUGGCCAACAGCAAACAAAUACAUUUCAAGAAUAAGGUCCCAAACACACAGACAGGAGAUCAUCCAGGAUCUUGGUGCAAUGGUGGGUGAACUGCUUGAUGAUUUUUAUCAGGAAGUAAAGAAACUUCCCGGGAGAAUAAUUUUCUUCAGAGAUGGGGUUAGUGAAACACAGUUUUAUAAAGUACUGGAAGAGGAAUUGCAAUCCAUCAGAGGGGCGUGUUCCAAAUUUCCUGAUUAUAAACCAUUCAUUACUUUCGCAGUAGUACAGAAGAGGCACCAUACAAGGUUGUUUCCCGUUGAAACAGACCAAUCCACCAACCAAAACCAUUUUUCAUAUGAGAAUAUUCCGCCAGGGACUGUGGUUGAUUCUGUGAUCACUCACCCGAAAGAAUUUGAUUUCUAUCUAUGCAGCCACUGGGGUGUGAAAGGAACAAGCAGGCCAACACAUUACCAUGUUCUGUGGGAUGAAAACCAGUUCACUUCUGAUGAAUUACAGAAGCUGGUUUACAAUUUAUGUUACACUUUUGUGAGGUGCACCAAGCCAAUUUCUUUGGUCCCACCUGCUUAUUAUGCACAUUUGGCAGCUUACAGAGGCAGACUCUACCUAGAGAGAUCAGAGUCUUCAGGUUUAUACAGUUCAUUAUCAAGAGCAGCCCCUCCAAAGACAGCACCUCUACCAAGACUCAGUGAAAACAUCAAGAAGCUCAUGUUCUACUGCUAACGAUUAACUCUUCUGGAAGUGCCAAUUUGAUUUUAAAAUAACUUAGUUUCAUAGCAUAGCUUUAGAUAUCUGAGACCGUGAGCCCAAAAAAACAAGGGGGCAAGUAGAGUAGUGGAUGAUCAGGGGGAGCAUUAGAGGACAAGAAUGUAAUCUAUGCAUAUUAUCUAUUCAAAUACCCGGAGGUGAAUCAGAACAAAUGAAUGAAUUCGUAUUGGUGAA